AUGUCGAAGACCUCGGGCUCAUACCUGGUUCUGGAGAACUUCAUCGGAGGGAAGUUCGUCCCUUGUCGGAGUCACAUCGACUCCUACGACCCGUCCACUGGAGAGGUGUACUGCAAAGUUCCUGACAGUGGCGAGGAGGAGGUGGAGGCAGCGGUGGCAGCAGCUACAGAAGCCUUCCCCGGGUGGUCUGACCGCAGCCAGGAGCAGCGAGCGCAGGUCCUCAACAAGCUGGCCGACCUGAUUGAAGCCAACCUGGAGGAGUUGGCCCAAGCUGAGUCCAGAGACCAAGGUAAAACGAUAACAUUUGCACGGACUGCGGACAUUCCCCGAGCGGCGCACAACUUCCGCUUCUUUGCGUCAUCGAUGUGCCACCACACCACUGAAUGCAGUGAGCUGGACCACAUGGGCUGCCUGAACUACACCAUCCGCUGCCCUGUGGGAGUGGCUGGUCUGAUCAGCCCCUGGAACCUCCCCCUAUACCUGCUGACCUGGAAGAUUGCACCUGCCAUCGCUGCAGGCAACACCGUGGUGGCAAAACCCAGCGAGAUGACCUCUGUGACCGCCUGGAUGCUUUGCAAGUUGAUGCAGCAGGCUGGUGUCCCCCCAGGAGUAGUGAACAUUGUAUUCGGCACUGGCCAGAGAGCAGGCAAUGCACUCGUCAGCCAUCCUGAAGUCCCACUGAUUUCCUUCACUGGCUCCACGGCGACUGCCCGGCUCAUCACGGAGAGGAGCGCCCCCUACUGUAAGAAGCUCUCACUGGAGCUGGGAGGUAAAAACCCUGCCCUUAUUUUUGCUGAUGCAGACCUGGACCAAUGCAUCGAGACUACGGUUCGCUCCAGCUUCUCCAAUCAGGGAGAAAUCUGCUUGUGCACCAGUAGGAUUUAUGUAGAGAGGAGCAUUUACUCUGAGUUCCUGGAAAAGUUUGUGGCCGCAGCUAAGAAAUGGAAGACAGGUGUGCCCUCUGACCCCAGCAACAACAACGGAGCGCUCAUCAGCAAAGAGCACCUGCAGAAGGUUCGAAGCUUCAUUGCACUCGCCAAAUCUGAAGGUGGCAUCAUCCACUGUGGUGAAGGGGUUGACCAGCUCGUCCUCCCUGAGCGCAACGCAAACGGCUACUUUAUGCCGGCCACCGUCAUCUCAGGCCUUCCUGACAGCUCCCGCGUCAUGCAGGAGGAGAUCUUUGGCCCCGUCACCUGCAUCAGCCCCUUCGACACAGAGGACGAGGCGGUUUCCAAGGGCAACGGCGUGCGUUACGGCCUGUCCGCCACCGUGUGGUCCCGCGACGUGGGGAAGGUUCACCGAAUGGCCAAGCGGUUACAGGCGGGCCUGGUGUGGACCAACUGCUGGCUGGUGAGAGAUCUGAACCUGCCGUUUGGAGGGAUGAAGAACUCGGGUGUGGGGAGGGAAGGAGGGAAGGAUUCCUACCACUUCUUCACUGAGGUGAAGAGCGUCACGAUCAAACACUGAAAGGUGGAGAGGAUGGUGGCAGCAGUGGCUUGGUUGGUUUUUAGAGAAAGUUUUAACGUCAACCUUGACAUUCAUCAACCUUUGCAAGCAACUCUUGUGAUAAUCUGCUCUCAGAUUACUGGAGCCUGUAAUUAAGUCACAUUUGUAGAAUACAAGUCAGAGAAAAUCACAGUGGAACAUUACAGAUGACUAAAAUAGCAGAGAUCCAAUAGAAAUGUCGAGUGAGGAGGAAAUAUGUCACAAUGCAAAACACUAUCAUACCUUUUCCAUUCAUUCUUUGCUAAAUCUCCAGUACCACCAUCCUUUAGCAGCUGAGAUGCAUUGAGUCGUGUCUAUUAGGUCUUAAAAUUAUGAAAAAAAAAGCAAGUGCCCAAAUAAGGCAAACCUUAUUUAUUUCCCAUUUCAAGGCAAGAAGUCAAGACUCCAAUUUUAUAACGUUGGGAUAAGCAACUUAAUCCAACACGCUUUAAAAGUUAACAGUGCAGGUGUGUGCCCUUCGUGACAUUUCAGGCAGCUGUUGUUAGAAGGAGGAACACAAACAGUCACAGCGCUAACAGAAAAGUGAAAAUGUUCCUCGUGAUGCAGAUAAACACAGACUUACAGUAUGCGCCUCCGGCUAACCAAACCCUGAGUUCAAAUCAGCUCUACAUAUGCAAAAGUUAAUGACUCUACUGGUAUUUGCUCUACUGUUUUGUAACACAUCCACCUGCUGUCCCAUUUUAAAAAGCCUUACAUAAAUGCCACAUGUAGUUCAAUGUGUGUAUGUGUGCUACAAAGUCUGAGUUAUGUCACUGUCGUCUGUGGAAUGCGGCAACUCUCGUUAGCGCCUGUGACACGGUGUCAGUGGCAGAUAGGCGCAGCAGGUGGAUUCUGGGUCUGUUACAGGUGUGCAGGCUUGCAGACGGAUGAGCUUCAUUCUGAAAAUGGAAGUGAGAAGUUGGGCAUUUCUAUCAGCACACCUUGUACUUUCCAUGUGUCGUGGCGUUAUCCUUUGUGGCUGCACGCUCGGUCAAAGUCUGCUCUGUUGCAGAGUUUUUUACGUCGUGCUAACC
Messenger RNA from Chelmon rostratus (copperband butterflyfish), 2519 nucleotides. It is a transcript of the gene aldh8a1, whose product is annotated as aldehyde dehydrogenase 8 family, member A1. Bases 1 to 1467 code for a protein of 488 amino acids. Gene Ontology annotation, biological process: retinoic acid metabolic process. The transcript has 7 exons. The record is from RefSeq and is a predicted model, not a curated record. Lineage: Eukaryota; Metazoa; Chordata; Actinopteri; Chaetodontiformes; Chaetodontidae. Gene Ontology annotation, molecular function: retinal dehydrogenase (NAD+) activity.